Cavia porcellus (domestic guinea pig) is the source of this 1657-nucleotide messenger RNA. RefSeq names its product interleukin 15 receptor subunit alpha (gene Il15ra). Lineage: Eukaryota; Metazoa; Chordata; Mammalia; Rodentia; Caviidae. Gene Ontology annotation, molecular function: interleukin-15 receptor activity. Bases 176 to 979 code for a protein of 267 amino acids. The record is from RefSeq and is a predicted model, not a curated record. Gene Ontology annotation, biological process: interleukin-15-mediated signaling pathway. The transcript has 7 exons.
GUCAUUGCUUCGUACCUUUCCGCAGCCCUCCGGGGGCUAAAGCAAAAGCGAAAGCGAAUGCUCCAGGCCGGCGGCCGGUCCCCAGACGGACUGCGCUCGACACUUCCCCAGGGCCGGGCACUGCACGCGCUGCUAGCGCGGGGCGCCCUGGCGGGGCACUGCAGUGCUGACGGCCAUGGUCCCGCGGCAGCUCCGGGGCUGUCGAGUCCACGCCCUCCGCGCCUUACAGCUGCUGCUGUUACUCCUCCGACCGCCGGCGACGCUGGGUACCACGUGUCCUACCCCUACAUCUGUUGAACAUGCAGACAUCCAGGUCAAGAGUUACAACUUGCACUCCAGGGAGCGAUAUGUUUGUAACUCUGGUUUCAAGAGGAAAGCUGGCACAUCCAGCUUGACCGAGUGUGUGUUUAACAAGUCUGCAAAUAUUGCCCAUUGGACAACACCCAAUCUCAAGUGCAUCAGAGAUCCCUCCCUGACUCACCAAAAGCCAGUGCCACCCUCCACAAUAGUGACAGCAAGGGUGACCCCAGAGCCAGAGAGCCCCUCCCCUGCUGGAAAAGAGCCAGCAGCUUUAUCUCCUAAGUCAGCCACCACACUGGCCACAGAGACAGCCACUGUACCGGGGCCUUGGCUGAUGGCAUCCACACUACCUUCUGUAAACACCACGGGGCUAGGCAGUCAUGAGCCCUCCCAAACCCCAUCUCAGACAACAGCAAUGACCUUGGAGCACAUGCCCUCUACUUCCCACGAGACACCAGGUGCUCCUUCACACAGCUCCAGAGGUGGAACAGCCAUCUCAACAUCUGUUGCUGUGAUUUUUGCAGUGAUUGCGGUACUCGUGCUGGUAUGGUACUUUAGAUCAAGGAAUAUUCCCCAGCCACGUGCUAUUGAAAUGGAAACUGUGGAAGCAAUCCCGAUGGCUGGGGAUACCAGCAGCAGAGAGGAAGACACAGGAAGACACAGUCCACUCAACCUCUGAAACUCAGGAAAACUAGCCAGGCUAAGCCUGGAGCGAAGGCUCCAUCUCUGCGUUAGAUGAAAAGCAACUGGGAGAUACCAGGAAAAGGCCCAGCAGGAUAAUCAGAGGGCUCUGGCUUGAUCUCAUGGACUGUGCCUGGGCACAUCCCAAAGGAUUGAGCAGGUUCUCCUGCACCCAGCGGACGCUGCCCACCUGGCUGGCCUGAGUACACAGCCAGCUUCCCAAAAUCCAAGCAGCUGCAGUUCUCCCUGGAGGGCUGAAGGCCCUGGAGGCCUCUCAUUUCACUCUGACAUUGAUUCAGGACAGCUGAACCACUUGACUGUCUUCUCCAUACCUCAUCCUGACUUGCAUUCUACAGAGAACAAGAACAUUCUACAGAGAACAAGACUGUGGCUGUCUGAUAAUUACAAGGCUCUUGCUGGCUUGGGAAGACGGCAGCAUUAGAGUUCCUCAAAAUUCUCUCCUGUGUGCAUUUAAAGGGAGCUGAGAAAGGCAGUAAACACAUUGAGCCAGUGAAUUCUUCUGCUAUAAAGGAGAAUUGAACUCAGUGACGUUUUACAUAUGUAUGCUUUUGUAUUUAUACUUUCCUAUUUGUUAUAGCUACAUGUAUAUAUGAUUUAUAUUUUGAAAGUGUACCUUGUAUAAACAAAAUAAAAUAUCUAUUUUCAGUAUUAAAAA